Molecule: messenger RNA, 5116 nt
Organism: Anguilla rostrata (American eel)
Lineage: Eukaryota; Metazoa; Chordata; Actinopteri; Anguilliformes; Anguillidae
Product: E3 ubiquitin-protein ligase AMFR-like
Exons: 13
Coding region: 863-2728 (621 amino acids)
Biological process (GO): endoplasmic reticulum unfolded protein response; ubiquitin-dependent protein catabolic process; protein K48-linked ubiquitination
Cellular component (GO): ubiquitin ligase complex; endoplasmic reticulum; cytosol
Molecular function (GO): ubiquitin binding; ubiquitin protein ligase activity
Source: RefSeq, a predicted model, not a curated record
GAAACACACUGAAGAAGAAAAGAAUGAGACUCGGAAAUUCACCAACAGGACUGAAAGUACAGUAUUCAACCAACAAGUUACUGUCUACCGACUUUUUAAAGUCGAUGUAGCAACACAAGGAGAGGGAAAGCUCGUCGCAUCUAGUGUAUGCUAGUUCGUAACGUUAUGGAAGUUUGUUAUUCAGCAGUUUAGCAUUGAGUUUCUAGUUAGGCCUGCAUUUCAUUCGUCUCUGAUGUGUCGCUAACCAACCUAGCAUAACUAGCCUGUGCUGUAGCUAGAAAACAUUUAAAACGUGACAGAAAAACUGAAACGAACAAGCAAACUUAAGGCUUUAGCUAACCAGCCUGUCGCGUUAUCCGGUCUGCUUGGGGUUUUAUUUCUGUGGACCAUGAAAUCUUUCAUUUUGUCAACUGGUUGGUUGAGUAAUAUUAGCAUGUUGAAUACGUCGACAACGUUCAUUUGGUCAAUGAGCUAGUUGACCAAAUCGUGUUUAAUUGAAGAGAUUGGGAAGAAACCACAUUUCGAAGUCUGCUUCCUCAGUGUUAACUUGUAUAAGUUUACCGAGUUUGUAAUAUUGCGACAUGACGUGUAUGACAUAGCGACUUAAAGACAAUUUAAUUGGAAAUGAUCACGCAAGCCUUAACGUAUACUGUCUCUAACCUAGUUAAGAACCUAGAUGAAGUUAACUGAAUUGCCUGUCCACCAGUGAGUCUUGCCCUUACUUUCUGUCUUAGUAGCGAACACAUUUUAGCUGUUCAGGCAUCAGUACAUAAUCAGCAGUCAUUUCACCGUCUACGUUGAAACACAGCUAAAUUCAAGUUAGUUUCUUUCCGACUGUUGCUUCCUCAACGCUAAAGUUACAAUGCCACUACUAUUCUUGGAGAGGUUCCCAUGGCCCAGUUUGCAAACCUACAUGGCUCUUAGUACGAUUCUGCUUGCUGGUAGUAUUUUCAGUGCCUAUACUACUGUGACUGAGCCGGGACUCGACACCUCAGAAACGGACGGCUCCCCGCUCAGCUCUGAAGGGAACCCGGAACAGGAGCUUCACAACAUUGGGGAUGGAGUGGUUUCUGAAGUCCUGUGGCACCUGGUUUCUGACAACUUCUAUGUUUGGGUCCUGGUGAAUACAGCAUGCUGCUUCCUUACGUUAAUUGCCAAGAUGAUCCAGUGUAUAGUGUUUGGGCCUCUAAGAGUCAGUGAAAAACAGCACCUGAAGGACAAGUUCUGGAACUUCAUCUUCUACAAGUUCAUCUUCAUCUUCGGCGUGCUGAACGUGCAGACCGUGGACGAAGUGGUCAUGUGGUGCAUGUGGUUCGCUGCUUUGGUCUUCCUCCAUCUCAUGGUUCAGCUCUGCAAGGAUCGCUUUGAAUACCUCUCCUUCUCCCCCACCAUCCCGUUGAGCAGCCACGUGCGUGUGCUGUCGCUGCUCGUGUCCCUGCUGCUGUCCUGCUCCGGCCUGGCUGUGGUCUGCGGCCUGCUCGGGCUCUCACAGGGUCCACACACUCUGGCCUUUAUGGUCGCUGAGUGUCUUCUGGUAACUGUAAGGACAGGACAUGUGAUCAUACGCUACUCCAUCCAUCUGUGGGACCUGAACCACGAGGGAACGUGGGAGGGUAAGGGCACGUUUGUGUACUACACUGACUUCGCCAUGGAGCUGACUCUGCUGUUCGUGGACCUCCUGCACCAUACCCACAUGCUGCUCUUCGGCAACAUCUGGCUGUCGAUGGCCAGCCUGGUGAUCUUCAUGCAGCUCCGCUACCUCUUCCACGAAGUGCAGCGACGCAUUCGACGCCACAAGAACUACCUGCGUGUCAUCAGCAGCAUGGAGGCCAGGUUUGCCGUGGCCUCUGCUGAGGAGCUGGCGGUUAACGGCGAUGACUGCGCGAUCUGCUGGGACUCCAUGCAUUCCGCACGCAAGCUGCCCUGCGGUCAUCUCUUCCACAACUCCUGCCUGCGCUCGUGGCUGGAGCAGGACACCUCCUGUCCCACGUGCCGCAUGUCCCUGAACAUAACCGAGGGCAGCCGGGCGCAGGCGGCCCCCCCCGGAGAGCCUCAGGACAACGCCGCGGGCCCCGCCGGACCGGCGCCGGACCCCCGCCCCCCACGCUUCAGCCUGCACAACCAUUUCUUCCACUUUGACGGUUCCCGCAUUGCCAGCUGGCUUCCCAGUUUUUCAGUGGAAGUCAUGCACACAACAAACAUUCUUGGCAUCACACAGGCUCAUAACUCCCAGCUCAAUGCCAUGGCUCACCAGAUCCUGGAGGUGUUCCCUCAGGUGCCCCAUCACCUGGUGCUGCAGGACCUCCAGCUCACACGCUCCGUGGAGAUGACCACCGACAACAUCCUGGAGGGACGCAUCCCAAUCCCCUUCCCCAGCCAGUCCAGUGAUCAGGCUCCUGUGCAGGGGAGCCCCGCCCUGGAGGGGCCGGUGGAGGCCGGCGGAGAGGGGGAGGCCCCAGCCGGGGAGCCCGAGCCGCUGGAGGUCCGGGGCGGCCGCUUCUCCAAGUCGGCCGACGAGAGGCAGAGAAUGCUGGAGCAGAGGAAGCAGGAGCUCCUGCAGCAGGCGCGCAGGCGGUAUCUGCGCAAAACUCCGGAGGAAGACAAAGAUGGCGGCCUGGCCUCUCCGGAGGACGAUGCGCGCGGGUUCGACACCACCGCCCUGAGGCGGCGCAUGCUGGCGGCUGCGGCAGAGCGUCGCAUGCACAGACCACCGGACCCGCCCCAGUGAUGCGGAACCUGGGGGGGGGGGAGGGGGGCAGGGGCAGCGGAACUCUUCAGGCGCCCCCUGGAGGCUGUCUUCGCACCAGCGCCACUGCCCACCUGGCGUCUCACUCAACCACACCACUUCAGAUCUGAAAGGAAAGCGUGUGGCCAGCCUGACGUCUAGGCAAGCUGCAACACUGUGCGGUGUUAGAUUGCUUUAGUCUGAUCUCUUCACAAGGGCUUGGGCAGCCCUUGGACUUCAAAGCCUUUAAUUAGUCUGACCCCAGGCAAUGCACUUUGUUCAUGGCACUUUUGUGGGUCAAGCUCGUGCAAAUAUGGGAGUUUUCUACCAGAUACUGUUCAUGCUAAAGUCUAUGCAUGAGUUAUGCAUGAGCUUGAGUAGUCACACUGUAAUAAUGGGGGCGUCUUUAAUGUCUUUAUAAAUUGUCCGGGUCUAAGGGGUAUUAGUUGGCUUUGGAGGUGAAUUGGUUCUUCAGUGUUUCAUAGGCCAGAUUCGUGGUCGUGAGUUUAAUUUUAAAUCAGGAGUUCAAACUAAAUUUAAGAGAUGCUGUUUAAGUCUGUCUGAUCAUAGUGUAAGAGAAGAGAACACCAUUGUAGUAUUCAGUGCUCUGUGGAGAAUGAAUGUACUGCAAUCUGCAAUGUAUUGCAAACUGUUUGUUGUCAAAGAAACGGUGCACACAUAUUGCAUUUGUAACAUUUCUCUGUGGGUGAGUGAAUAUAGCUCUAUUUACAUGAAAAUGAAAGGAUUUUUUUUUUUAAUUCACCUGUAGCAUUAGCCGUAGCCAUAGCUCCCAGAGUCUGUUUCUGCAUAGAUGGCACAUGCCCUACCCUGUAGAAGAGGUGCGGGAAUUGUUCGAUGUAAGCUGCAAGCUGGCUUUCUGCAGGAUUUGAGUUUUCCCUACCUGCACUUCCCGCAUACUGGUAGACAUACAACCAAAGGUCUUUUUUUUUUUUUUUAGGUGGUGCAGCAUCUCUGUUCUUAGUGUGCUAACUUAUGGCUUUGCCACCUAAUAAGUUAUACUGGUAAGAUGUGCACCCCUAAGUCCCCUUGUAUUAUACCAUUAUGUUUAGAAAACAUUUGACAAACCUGUUUGUCCCCCCGAAAGACUACUGCAGUUUUGCACAAUAAUAAUAAUACUAUUUACAACUAACUAGUAUUGUAUACAUUAACUCACAAAAAAGAGCUACCAUCGACUUUCUGCUAUAUCUGUUCAGCUUUGACUACGGCAGAAGAAAGAUUAGGCAAUUAUGUUUACAGUAGUUUUUGAGGCAAUAUACAAAUUAUAUAAAUAUGCUCUAGUGAUUUAUUUAUGUCUAAGAAAUAUUGAAUGCUUUGGGAAUGUUAAGUAAUUGAAAUGUUACUGUAAAUCAAAAUCGGUUGUACCUGAUUUACAGUUGGUUACUUGCAGUUGUAAUAUCAGUCCAUGAUUUCACCAAAUUCAUAGAUUAUAUCUUAGAAUGUAGCGUACGGAUACCAUUCUUUAGUUUGUUUUUGUUUGUUGAGAUUAUACGUCCGAGUUAGCUCUUUCGCUUUGUGUGUCUUUUUCUCGGCGUGUUUCCGUUACUUUGUGAUCAAGUGAGGAUGGACAGUACAUCAUGGCACAGGACCCAAAAGCCAGCACGGUCACCUCUCUAAGUGGGCGGUGAUGGUGUUGGAAGUGUGGUGCUGAGGCCCUGGUUGAGUACCAUAGACGGAGCAUCUCACAGGAUGCACUUUAACUUUAAUCCAGCACUGCAUGGGGUCACAUGACUUUCUCCUGCCUAUCGUAAGCUCUGUCAGUGACGCGGUCAGACAUUUUUUUUUUUUUUUUUUUUUGGUGAGCGCAUCACUGUGGCAUCCUUUUGGUUCUUGUGCAGUUGUCACUUUACUGUACAUCUGGCCAGAUUGGAGGAGAUAUAGACCUUGGAGAGGACUCUUUGUAGCUGAUGUAUUUCCAAAGAACUGGAUGUUGCCUCAUUGAAAAAAACCAAGUCUUGCUUGAUUCCUAUAAACUGCAUUUAUUUUAUGUACACAUAUGUGUUUAUGUAUUAAUGUCUGAUUUUUAUAUAUGUUGGCAUAUGUUUGUAUAUGUGUGUGCAGCAUAUACACAAGCAUACGCCCGAUUGUAUGUCUGCGUGUGUGUAUGGGCUUGCAUGUUAUGGAACUUUGAUUGUGUCCUAGACUGUGGGACUGAAAGAUAUCUUACCCUUUCUCCUUCAUGGAACAGCAUGGUUACAGCAAAUUGUCAGCUUGUCCGUUAGACAUGUUGCACCUGAUGAUUUGACUGGUCCCACAUUGCCUCGUCAUACCCAAGCUAAUGAACGUUAUAACAACUGAAUGACCAAUUGGAAGAUUUUUUUGUACACAUAAAUUAUAUGGGCCUAAAUUAUAUAAUAAAGACUAAUGGGUGGA